Molecule: messenger RNA, 549 nt
Organism: Umbelopsis ramanniana AG
Lineage: Eukaryota; Fungi; Mucoromycota; Umbelopsidomycetes; Umbelopsidales; Umbelopsidaceae
Exons: 1
Source: RefSeq, a predicted model, not a curated record
AUGUCCAAGGUAUACGUCAUUGGUGCAACUGGAGGUAUCGGUGGUUCAGUCGUCAAGGAGCUGUUGGAGAAGAAUGUUCAAGUCACUGCUCUUGUUCGUGAUCCAUCCAAGGCAGAACAGCUGUUUGGUCAAUCAGUCAAUUUGACUCUCGUCAAAGGCGACUAUGAAGAUCUAGACGGCUACAAGAGUACCAUUGCUGGCCACGACAGACUUUUCCUCCUUGUUCACUCCUUCGGCCAUAUGCCUGCCAUCAAAAUUAACCUCGCUACCAUCGCUUAUGCCGCUGGCGUAAAGCAGGUUGUUCACGUCUCGUCAGUCUCCGUUUGUGGACCUUGGAGAGCAAGCUUUAUCGCCACUGAACAUUACGACUCAGAAGUUGGUAUCUUGAGCAUCCCUAACCGUGGCAAAUACGUGACCUUGAGACCCAACCAAUUUUUCAGCAAUCACCUCUUCAGUGACGACAAGACUAUUCGUGCCAAAAACGUCAUUUACGGAUCGGCCGAUCCUGACCUUGGUCUGCACUGGGUGUCUCCCAACGACAUUGCUAAA